Erythranthe guttata (spotted monkey flower) is the source of this 718-nucleotide messenger RNA. RefSeq names its product protein S40-1. The record is from RefSeq and is a predicted model, not a curated record. Lineage: Eukaryota; Viridiplantae; Streptophyta; Magnoliopsida; Lamiales; Phrymaceae.
ACACUGUGUUUGAUUUAAUUUAGUAUAUAUUUAUAUACUUUUUUUAUGGCAGAAGAAUUUGAGGAAUCCGAAGUUAUAUUUCAAGAAAAUGUCGAACACGAAGAUAGCGACGACGCGUGCAGUAAUUUUCAUCAGCCAAGUUCCGGCAAUAGUAAGAGGAAAAAGAUCAUGAAGCCAAAUAGUACUAGCAAGAAUUUGGCCGCCGCGGCUCCUGUGAGUAUCCCGGAGAAUGUGUCGUGGCUCCGGUAUAUUGACCGAUCGGAUUUCGCCGGAGACGACGAAGAGGGAGAAAUGGUGCCGCCACACAUCAUCGUAGGGCGGCGGCGCGUGGCCGGAAAGAUGAUGGCGUUUUCCGUUUGUACCGGAAAUGGGAGGACUCUCAAAGGAAGGGAUUUGAGUCGAGUCCGAAAUUCUGUUCUCAGGAUGACUGGUUUUCUUGAAACUUGAUCACUUAUGUAAAUGGGAAAAUCAUUAAUUAAUUAAUUUUGAUUUCCCUCAAAGAGAAUUAAUGGAAAUUGAAUUAUAAGAAGAAAAAAAAAACAUAUUGUUUAAUUUUAUGUGUGGGAAAUAAUGUAUAAUUUAUGAAGAAUAUUGGAAAGAUCCAGAUUCCAGGGUGUAAUUAGAAUAGGUUUAUGUUGUACUUAGUUGACAGAGUUUUCUGUUUCCUCAAAAUAAUUGUCUGAUUUGGACAGAUUCCAACACACACAUUUCAUUUUGG